GGAUGAGGAGGAGAAGAGCUGAAGACACAACGCUCGGACAACUGCUAAUCUCAGAGAACAGCAUCAUGCUCAGUCUACUGCGCCCCCUACUGGCCGUCUGCUUGUGCCUGCUGCUGCCCGGCGGCCAGGGCUGGAACCCCGGGUACAGCAAUGGCUUUCACUACCAGGACAUCAGCAACGGGAACGGAAACGGAGAGAUCUAUUUUAACGGGAUUCGCCUCCACGUGGAUUCCCCGCAGCUUUCAGUGUCGGCCACCAGAGGGAGCACCGUGACCCUCCCCUGUCACUACCACUACGAGCCUGAACUGUCCGCACCACGCAGGACCCGGGUCAAAUGGUCCUGGUUGCCUGCCAACACCAUACAUGCACCUGCUUCCCCCGAAGCCUUCGCCAGGGAAACUGAGGUUAUGGUCGCCAUGGGCAACCGUCACCGCAGCUAUGGCAGCUUCAGAGGCCGCGUGCGCUUGCGACGCUCGGCACCAGGGGAUAUGUCCCUAGUGAUAAAUGAGCUGCAACUCAACGACACCGGCAGAUACCGAUGUGAGGUGAUUGAUGGCUUGGAGGACGAGAGUGUGACGGUGGAGCUGGAGCUGCGGGGCGUGGUGUUCCCCUACUACUCUCAGAAAGGACGCUACCAGUUUAACUUCUUUGGGGCCCAACAAGCAUGCCAGGAUCAGGAGGCCACUCUGGCCACAUUUGAGCAGCUUUUCACAGCGUGGGAGGAGGGGCUAGACUGGUGUAAUGCUGGCUGGUUGGCUGAUGGCACAGUGCAGUAUCCAAUCACAGUCCCACGUGACGGCUGCGGGGGCGUGGAUAUAGCUCCUGGUCUGCGCAGCUACGGACAACGGCAUCGCCUUCUCUACCGCUAUGAUGCUUUUUGUUUCUCUGCCUCGGUCAAGGGGACUGUGUACUUCUUAAACAACCAGACAAAGCUCAACUUUACAGAAGCGGUCCAGGCUUGUGCCAGUGAUGGAUGUCAAAUUGCCAAAGUGGGCCAGCUGUAUGCAGCCUGGAGGCUGAUGGGAUUGGACCGUUGUGACGCCGGAUGGUUGGCUGAUGGGAGUGUCCGUUAUCCUAUAACAAAGGCCCGGGCUAACUGUGGCCCACCAGAACCAGGGGUGCGUAGUUUUGGGUUCCCCCCUCUAUACCUGAAAUUUGGUGUCUACUGUUAUCGGUAGAUUUUUUCUUCACAACACAAGAGACAAACAAACCUGCAGCACUGGCUCCAAGCUCUGCUUGAGAGGUUAGCCUUGGCUGUAGCCUGGAAGCUAACUAGCAGUUAGCCAGUUUGUUCAUUACUGAGAUAUUUUGAUGUCAUCUGGGUUAAUUGUUCUCCACCUCUAUAAGACUGUAACUGAUCAGUGUUGAACUCAACUACCAGUCAGCAACUGAUAAACUAUAUGCAUCCAUCAUGCAAUGCCACUUAUACAAAAUAUCUACAUUAUAUGGCCAGAAGCAUGUGGACACUUUAUGUGGACCAUUACACUCACAUCUCUUUCGAAAACUAUGGGUAUUAUUUUUGCUGCUGUAACAGCGUCCGCUCCUCUGGGAAGGCUUGUUUCAAGAUUUUGGAACCUUUCUGCUAAAAUUUGGUGUCAUUCCAUC
Etheostoma cragini (Arkansas darter) is the source of this 1605-nucleotide messenger RNA. RefSeq names its product hyaluronan and proteoglycan link protein 3 (gene hapln3). Bases 3 to 1178 code for a protein of 391 amino acids. NCBI's taxonomy places the organism in Eukaryota, Metazoa, Chordata, Actinopteri, Perciformes, Percidae. The record is from RefSeq and is a predicted model, not a curated record. Gene Ontology annotation, molecular function: hyaluronic acid binding. The transcript is spliced from 5 exons. Gene Ontology annotation, biological process: cell adhesion.